AUGGAUUCAGCGAAAACCACGCCUUCGUCAAGCCCAUCACAUUACUCCUUCGGGCAGCAUUUCAGUAACAUGACCCAGAACACCCUCUGCUCCAUAGAGAGCCAGGAAACCGAAGAAAAUGCAUGCUCUCUGGACAUUGAUCAACUCGCUGUGCUCAAACCUCCCCAUCGUCUCUUCUCUACACCACAAGAUGGCCGCACUCUGUAUACUAUCAACUCGAAGGAGUGGUGCUACAAACUUUCCCACUCGGCCGAUCUUUACAAAAGUGGUUUGUCUGGUGACACGAAGAAACUAGAUUACCAAUGGCAGAGUGUGUAUGGUGCAACCGGCGUUGUCUACGGCAUUGCCAAAAUUUUCAUUGCCAUGUGUCGAAGUUUUCGUUUAGAUCUUCACACCCCUUCUGGCAGUAUCUUGGCAUACGUUGAAAAAGUAGAAAAAGAGCUAGAAAAUGGGUCUGUGAUAGAUUUCAUCCUUGCCAUUGAGAAUCUCUAUUCCUGUUUGUAUGCUAGAUUGGACAUUGAAGUCGGCCUCAUUCACUUCUGCACGUCUUUCGUCGGCAAUGGGCAAAAGCGACGGUCCAAGACUCAACCACAAAUGCCAGAGCCAGAACACAUUUACUCAAUACUGGCUAUGUGUAAGAGCGCCUUGGAAGACGAAAGUGUUUGUUCAGCAAUUGACGACCGGAUGAUCAGCUAUCACCAAAAUUAUUACGUUGCGGAAAUGACCAGAAAAUAUCGCAUGCAUGGGACUCUACCGCUUGACCAUACCGGCUUUCGUGCGCAUGUCUAUGAGACGAUCCAGGACCCCCAAUGUCACUCGUUUCGACACUGGUGUCAUUUAUAUCCUAUUCUAGGCCAUCUUCCUAUCGACAUCUUGGCGUUUCUCGCUGAAAAGUACAUUCCCAUGUAUCCUCGCACGAGUUACAAGUAUGACCAUGCCACGUUCAAAUCACCUGGUGCUUAUGACUCUGUGGAAAAUGCCACUGCUUGGGCCGAGAACAUGAAGUGUGCUCAUCGAAUGUGCGCUCUGGCGAGAAUUGAGGGCAAGACCAUCGGACAGUUGCGGCGAGAAGAGAACAAUUUCAAUAUCGCAAGUCGAUGGAUGCGCGGAUACCACCUGUACAAACCUGACUACCAGGCUACUUUUCGCGAGAAGAGUACCGCCAUGGGCGAAUUGACAUAUGAGUCCUUGGUUGCUCUCAAGCAAGACUUGCCUGAAUCUCUCGCUUGCCGUGAACUAGCUGCAGGUAUCAACAUUAUCCGAGAGGAAAUGAUCAAACAGCGCAUCGUUCCAUCACGGCCUGAAUAUGAUAUCUUUGGUGCAGCUGUCGGCGUACGUGAUCUAGGUCGGACUGUGACGCUGGGGAAUGCGAGUUACUAUUUACCUGGGAAACCUGAGGUAGGCGAUUUUCAUCAAGAGCGAAAGGAAAAAGUCAUGUCUGACUUGGAGCAGAUUACAGUCAAGACAUCGCAUUCUCCGCUGGGAAAGCCAGAUGAUGAUUAUGCGGUUAGUUUGCUACCGAUAACGCAUGUGGUACAAUCUGGAAAUGUUACGCUUCAGCAGGCUUUGGAUAAGUUUGGGGAGGACGAUGAUGUUUGGACGUCGGAUUUUGAGACAUUCGUCUUGAUAAGCGGUACAAUGCCGAAAGAGCCACAUGCCAAGCAUGUUAUUCCUCUGAACAAGUCAUCACCUUUGACAGAGAUGGAGUGUCUACCUCCAGGUCCAUACUUUGCUCAAAUCACGCAUUCUGUAGUCUCGCUCUUUCGCGCAUACAGAAUCUAUGCUGAUCCCGCGCGAUCCUUUUACUACGGAGUCCUGCAAAAUACGGACAAAACUUUCGAAGUCCUCUCGUCAACGUCUCCUCUAACAAACGGCGGAGCAACAGUCGCCGUGCCCAGUCGACUGUACUAUCCCGCACCAACAGAGCAGAAGCCCCUUUCAGGUGUCCGAGUCGGUGUCAAGGAUCUCUACGAUCUAAAAGGCCUCAAGACCGGGGCCGGGAACCGCGCAUAUUUCAAUCUUUACCCAUCUGCAAACAGCACGGCAGUGAGUAUCCAGCACUUGAUUGACCUCGGCGCAGUCAUUAUUGGUAAAACUCGAACCAGCCAGUUUGCGAACGGUGAGGCGCCCACAGCAGACUGGGUGGAUUACCAUGACCCCUUCAAUGCACGCGGAGAUGGCUAUCAGGAUCCUUCGUCGUCAUCGGCAGGUGCUGCGUCUGCGGAGGGAAAUUAUGACUGGAUUGAUAUGAAUAUCGGCUCUGAUACAGGUGGCUCAAUUCGUGCGCCAGCGGCGGUUAAUGGUGUUUUUGGAAAUAGGCCGACGUGGGAUAUCAUGAACCUGACCGGAGUUGUUUCGAUGAGCGCAUAUAUGGAUACGCCAGCUUUCGUUGCUCGCUCAGCAGCUGAUUUCGCCUCCUGGGGGAAAGCAUGGUAUCAAGCUGGGAAUAAUUCUCUCAAGUCAUACACCAAGUUUCCGCAAAAGUUGAUAUAUCCCAUCGACACGCCUGGAAUCAACACUACGGAAUAUCCAUCACCAGGCUUUUUUCCAACAAGCAGUACUGCCGCUCAAGCUCUAUAUGACGACUUUACAACGAAACUUGAGAAGUUACUCAGCACCAACAAGACUAUCUUCGAUUUUUACACCGAAUACAAAAAUCAUACAGGGAUGUAUCCUCUCGACCAGCUCGGCGCAGUCUGGACGUUGAUGACCAGCUACGAGCAAUUCCAUAACGUGGUCUCCCCUUUCAUCGACAGCUAUAAAGAGUCAUACGGCGGCGACCAUCCCUACCUCGAUCCACAAGUAGCCAUGAACAUGGCGUACGGCGCGAACAACACCGCGGCAAGAUUCGACGAAGCUUUGGCUAACAAAACCAUUUUCAAACAGUGGAUUGAAGAAUCUGUCCUGAUACCUCGUCCGAAUACUUCUGAGUGCUCCUCCGCAUUGCUGAUUCACCCUAUCUGGCCCGGAGAGCCGAGCUAUAGAGACAACUAUCCGACGGAAAGCCCCGAGGAGGCCGGUCCGUCGUAUGUCUGGAAUCAGUAUAGUAUUAGUCAGCUGGCCGGUGUGCCUGAGGUGGUGUUGCCCCUAGGUCAGCUCAAUUAUACGAGUAGGGUAACUCAGACGACGAAAUAUCUGCCUGUUGCAUGUCGCAGAUACCAUGUUGCCCGAUCCGCAUAUGGUUCGCGGACACCUGCCCCUUCCGACACCCAGAAAUCAUACAAGAGUCCGUUCUACUUUGAAACGGGAUACGCUCUGCAGCCGAAACGGCCAUCGAGACCGUUUCCGCCUCCGUUUGUCUCGAUUCCGUCGUCUUCAUUCUCCGAUCCGUUGACGACGCAUUUUCAGAGUCAAGAUAGACGGCCGAAGGUAAAGAAUGAGCUGAUCAGAGGUUUGACGAAUGGAGACGAUGCGAUUCUCGCGAGUGAGUUUUUGCUGGGGGUAAACGAUGGUGUUGGUGCCUGGCAUACGAAGCCUGAGGGUCAUGCAGCACUAUGGUCGAGAUUGAUUCUCCAUUUCUGGGCCCUCGAAUGCGAGCGACAGAUCACCUGCAAAUCGCAGCCCGAUACCAUCGAAUUCCUACAGAAGGCCUACGAAGAAACCAUAGCAGCUACCAAAAACUGGCUGGGCACAACGACAUCCGCAACAGCAUUACUCCACUGCAACAAACACCAAAAUAGCAUAAACCCUUUACUUUACGUCACCAAUAUUGGCGACUGUCAAAUCACCGUCAUACGACCGCGCGAUAAAAAGGUCCUAUUCAAGUCGCGCGAACAAUGGCACUGGUUCGACUGCCCCUACCAACUCGGCACCAACAGCGCAGACCAACCCCGCACCGAAGCCGUACUAAACACCAUCGAACUAGAGGAAGGCGACAUCGUAAUCGCAGUCUCGGACGGUGUCACGGAUAAUCUCUGGGGCCAUGAAAUCGUGGACAACGUGCUUGAAAGUAUGGAGAAAUGGGAAUCCGGGGAUGUGGGUAAUAUGCCCACCACCACCGUCACUACCGCCGGCGAUGUCCCCGUCGCAGCGGAACAAGAAGCUAGUAGUAGUCUUGCAGACUGUAUGGUUUUUGCGGCUAGGAGGCUGCUGAAUGCGGCGCUUACGAUUGCGCUGGAUCCUUUUGCGGAUAGUCCCUAUAUGGAAAAGGCUAUUGAUGAAGGUCUUACUAUUGAAGGAGGUGUGUAA
This is a messenger RNA of Talaromyces amestolkiae, 4188 nucleotides long. RefSeq lists its product as uncharacterized. Lineage: Eukaryota; Fungi; Ascomycota; Eurotiomycetes; Eurotiales; Trichocomaceae. The record is from RefSeq and is a predicted model, not a curated record. Bases 1 to 4188 code for a protein of 1395 amino acids. The transcript has 7 exons.